CAUUACUGAGGAUUUAAGGACUACUGCAUUAUCAUCAAACACAACACUCAUGAAACCAAAGUGGCUGGAUUAACACGCCUCCUGCCUCUCAACAGCUUCCGCCAGCCUCGCCAUCGUGGAUCGUCAGUCUCGUCACUCCAGCGAUGGACUUCAACAGCACCGAAUCCUGGCUCAACACCUCGUUCCUCACAACACCUGUAAUAACCAGUCCCACAAACACAAGCGGCAUGGAGGCCUACCUUCAAAGACUGGCUCAUUUAGAUGAAGGACUCUACAAUGACUUCUACGGUCUCUGGAUUGCACUGAUGGUCACUAAUUCUCUUAUUUUCCUGGUGGGCAUGGUGCUCAACAUAUUUGCUCUUUAUGUUUUCUGCGUCCGCACCAAGCAAAAGACCACCUCGGUGAUCUACACCAUCAACCUGGCGGUGACCGACCUCCUGGUCAAUCUCUCCCUGCCGACUCGCAUCCUGCUCUACUACAGCGGAGGGGCGUGUCUCACCUGCUCCUACCUGCACAUCUUCAGCUACUUCGUCAACAUGUACUGCAGCAUCCUGUUCCUAACCUGCAUAUGCGUCGAUCGCUACCUUGCGAUUGUGCAGGUUGAAGCUUCCCGUCGGUGGAGGAAUUCCAGUGUGGCCAAGUGUGUGUGUAUUUCAGUCUGGCUGUUUGCCAUUGUGGUCACCUACUCCUUUCUCUCCACCGCUUUCCAGCACACGGGCUGCUGCCUCUCAAAGCUCCUCUUUCUCACCAUCACCGAGUUCUUCCUCCCCCUCGUCAUCAUUGUGGUUUUCACGCUGCGCAUCAUGUGGGCCCUGGCUGACCGCCGUCUCAUGCAGCAGAGCAGGGAGAGGAGGCGGAGGGCGGUCCAGCUGCUGACCACAGUUCUGAUCAUCUUCACUGUCUGUUUCACACCCUUCCACGUCCGACAGGUAGUGGUGUAUUUCUACCCUGACAUGCCGCACCAUAUCAUCGUUUACCACCUGACCGUCACUCUCAGCAGUCUGAACAGCUGCAUGGAUCCUGUAGUCUACUGCUUCGUCACUAAUAAUUUCCAGGCCACCAUGAGACACUUUUUCCGCCGUGCAGAGCCAGAGCAGACCAGCGGUGACAUUGUCAGUAUGCAGCACAGCUCCAAGGCCUCGGGAGGGACGCCCAAUGCCAUCGCUAAUAAUGUGAUCACGAUGAGCAAGAUUCCCACUGCGCCGCGAAAAAACAAUCGAGGGAAGAACCACACUAUGUGA
Messenger RNA from Salarias fasciatus (jewelled blenny), 1241 nucleotides. RefSeq names its product G-protein coupled receptor 20-like. The record is from RefSeq and is a predicted model, not a curated record. Gene Ontology annotation, biological process: phospholipase C-activating G protein-coupled receptor signaling pathway; positive regulation of Rho protein signal transduction. Lineage: Eukaryota; Metazoa; Chordata; Actinopteri; Blenniiformes; Blenniidae. Gene Ontology annotation, molecular function: G protein-coupled receptor activity. Gene Ontology annotation, cellular component: plasma membrane.